Molecule: messenger RNA, 1100 nt
Organism: Mastomys coucha (southern multimammate mouse)
Lineage: Eukaryota; Metazoa; Chordata; Mammalia; Rodentia; Muridae
Product: acyl-CoA desaturase 2-like
Exons: 4
Coding region: 243-566 (107 amino acids)
Biological process (GO): unsaturated fatty acid biosynthetic process; response to fatty acid
Cellular component (GO): endoplasmic reticulum membrane
Molecular function (GO): palmitoyl-CoA 9-desaturase activity; stearoyl-CoA 9-desaturase activity; iron ion binding
Source: RefSeq, a predicted model, not a curated record
CUUCCCUGACCCGCACUGAAGAACAGAGGAGGUUCCCUUGCUGCCGAGCUCUCUGCCGACUUUCUGCCCCCUCUUCUGAUAGCUUUCCAGCUCCUAGGUGACCACCAGGACCACUGCCAUCACAAAGCCUCUCUCUGCGUAGCUAAAGAAUGAAGGAGAGACAUUAGAAAAGAUCCUCCGACAAUGGGGAGAAAACAUCCGGCCUGAAAUGAGAGAAGAUAUCCGUUACCCCAGCUACCAGGAUGAGGAGAGCCCCCCCCCCCGCCCCCCUGUCAUCCUCAUGGCCCUGCUGCACGUGGGAGCCCUGUACGGGAUCACGCUGGUUCCCUCCUGCAAGGUCUACACCUGGCGCUUCGAGCAAUGUGUAUGAAUGGGCCCGAGAUCACCGCGCCCACCACAAGUUCUCAGAAACACAUGCUGACCCUCACAAUUCCCGCCGUGGCUUCUUCUUCUCUCACGUGGGUUGGCUGCUUGUGUGCAAACACCUGGCUGUCAAAGAGAAGGGCGGAAAACUGGACAUGUCUGACCUAAGAGCUGAAAAGCUGCUAAUGUUCCAGAGGAGGUGAGGACUUCCACAACUUCCACCAUGCCUUCCCCUUUGACUACAAUACCACAGACGCAGCUGGUUGGCUCCUUCCCAGGUCUCCUGAUGCUCUCCACAUCCACCUCUGGAGCUUCGAGCACCUUGACGACCCCAGACAAACUUUUCUGCCAAAUUGUUCUAGAGAUAUUGCUGGCCUAGACAUUUUCUCGCUCAUAAAUCUUGACCAAUCCAAAUGCUGAUAAUGUAGCUCUGAGCCAGCCAUGGAGCAGGCACCUGAAAGGUAACAGGCACAAACUUGGCUUUGGUGUGGUACUCUGUUCUCUGCACACUCCUCCCCCCAUCUUGGAUGAUCUUGGCUUCUGGGGUGACUUGUAGGAAGAUCAUGGGGUUGAGGCCAGCCUCAACUACAUAGUGAGACUCUGUCUCAAAACUAAAGAAAAUAAAAUUAAAUUUAAAAAAAAAGUAAAGGCAAGCCAUAGAAUGAAAGAAAACAUGUAUAAACUGUGUAUCUCAUAGGGAAUGAGGUCACAGAAUAUAAAAGAAACUCCUACACAUU